Molecule: messenger RNA, 2382 nt
Organism: Bipolaris oryzae ATCC 44560
Lineage: Eukaryota; Fungi; Ascomycota; Dothideomycetes; Pleosporales; Pleosporaceae
Exons: 3
Coding region: 1-2382 (793 amino acids)
Biological process (GO): nuclear-transcribed mRNA catabolic process, nonsense-mediated decay
Cellular component (GO): telomerase holoenzyme complex
Molecular function (GO): telomerase RNA binding; protein binding; telomeric repeat DNA binding
Source: RefSeq, a predicted model, not a curated record
AUGAGCGUUGAAGGUUUUCAUCAGACCAAGUACGCCAAGACGCUGAGCAACCAGAGGACAAAGGCCGAGGCAGCUUCCGAGCUUCUCUGUCCCUUUCCAGAGCAUAGGAGCUGUCGGGUGUUCCAGAGCUGGGGCCAGCUGUGGGAUCACGGGAAGGCGGAGCAUUCUUCGGAAUUCAUCGGAUUAGACGCGCAGCAGGCAAGAGCAAAAUUCCACCAUUUAGCAGCUGAGUUGAAGACGGAACACUCAUCCAUUGCAACCGCAGGCGACCAAUCCGCCCCAGACAUUGCAACCCUUACUUUGGGCUCUGGAAAAGGGUCUGCUCCUAAUUCAUCUCCAUCUUCGCGUAAAAGACCAGCCGAGCAUGAAGCCUUUGGUCAUCGGGGGAAAACCCCGUCCGGCCUUGACGUCAGUGACUUGGAUUAUUCAAGAAAAAAUCCCUAUCGUAUUACUUCGGAUAAACUAAGAUCAGAGUCACCUGACCCGCGAUUCUUUAAUCCUAAACAAAAUGCCAAAGGCACCUCGUCGCCUCAUCGGUCUACACCUGAGCCAUCCAGUGAGUGGUCGGCCGAAGCGACCAAGAGCACUAAGCUCCAGUCUUCUCAACCUAGAUCUCCUGUUCGAACACAGCGGAGCACGCCAAAACCUCAAACUGCGCCCCGUCAGCCCAAUCUCACUAGCCAUCCGCAAUAUGAUGAGCGCUUCCCUGACCUUCUCUUACAGCCAGACUCCCGGCCAAUAUCACAUGAGCAACUUGCAUCUGAGGUCAAGUCCAUUUACGCCGGACUUGCUAUGGUUGAAAAUAAGUGUAUACAUGUUGAUCGUGCCCAAGCAGCGGCUAUACAGGACCCUAAUACAAAGCUACCCCCUGAUCACUGGCAGGCAUUGAUAGCUUUACAUCGCACCCUCUUACACGAGCAUCAUGAUUUCUUUCUAGCUAGCCAGCAUCCUUCUGCUUCUCAGGCGCUUCGUCGCCUGGCAGCUAAAUACUCCAUGCCUGCACGUAUGUGGAAGCAUGGAAUUCAUUCCUUUUUGGAGUUACUUCGGCGGCGCCUUCCCGACAGCAUGGAUUAUAUGCUGGCUUUCAUAUAUUUGGCCUAUCAGAUGAUGGCGUUACUUUAUGAAACGGUUCCUGCAUUUGAAGAUACUUGGAUCGAAUGUUUGGGUGAUCUGGGGAGAUACCGUAUGGCUAUUGAGGAUGAGGACGUCCGUGAUCGUGACACUUGGGCUGGCGUAGCACGAUCCUGGUACACGAAAGCAGCGGACAAAAACCCAAUCGUCGGACGUCUAUACCACCAUCUGGCGAUUCUGGCGAGACCUAAUGCUCUCCAGCAGAUGUACUACUAUUCCCGGUCUUUAACUUGCGUCAAGCCUUUUGGAAGUGCGCGCGAGUCAAUCCGGACUCUUCUAGAUCCGGUCGUUGAUCACAACACCGCUAGUCUCCCGCACGCUCUUCCCAUCGAUGUCAGCUUCAUUAAACCCCAUGGUUUACAAUUUUUGGGACGUUCGGUCAAGGACAAUGGGGCGUCGGAAGAAUUCUUAAAGGCCAAGACUGAGUUCAUGGAUAGCUUGGAUAGCUAUAUCAGUCGAGUGACGGCAAAGUGGAAGGAUCAAGGCGUAUGGGUCGCCGUCACGAACAUUGCGGGCUGGUUCGAAUACGGUAUGGACCUGAACCCUCUUCGCCAGGCAUUCCUUUCCCAGUUACAAGAGAACGAGCAGAAUACUUCGUCUACCACUGUGAAAGAUGACGUUCGGGUAACGGCAAUCUCUAGUCAAGAAGAAAUACCGCCGCCCGCCUUUGUUCCAGGAAAGAUCACUGAAGAGAUAUCAAAAUUCGUUGACCAGCCAGUAUUCCGGAACGCCAAAGCUCUGACACACGAAGUCUUUAUGGUCGCACUCCAGCGCUUGGGUGAUAAGAACGUGCUUUCGCACGUAAACGUCAUGCUUUCUUUCACUGCGUCGUUUGCUUCUAACCCAUACGUUUCUGAUCUAGUGACCGAUAUGCCUUGGGGUGUGAUUGCCACUGUCCUCAGUGCAUUGGUAAAAACCGAGAUUCAGGCGAGAUCUCAACCACAUACCCACUCAGGGAACAUCGACACCAUAAUCACAUCCAGCAUCUUCCCUGAUGACGGUGAGAGAGUUGACGAGUUGCCACUUCCGGAAGACUACCUUACAAGAGGUCUGAUCUGGACUCAUGGCUACUUUCCUAAGAAAUGGUUCGAAAGGGAGCGUGAUGAAGAAGAACGAUACCUUGAGCCAGCAAGCACUGUGAAGAACCGUGUAGAAAGGAUUUUGAGGCUAGGGUUCAGAUUAUCUCAGCUCAAUCAAGGAAUUACAUACGACAAAGAAUCUUACAUGUUCUCUGUCCGCGAUUCAUUUUGA